AUGGAGGCGGCGGGUGCGGUGCUGGUCCCGGGCGGCGGGAGCUGGGGGCCGGGCUGGCGCUGGCUCCCUACGGGCGUCGCCCUGCGCCCCAGAAACCUGAGCUACAACAAGUUGACGGAGAUUGAUCCUUCUGCCUUUGCAGGGCUGUCGGACCUGCAGGAAGUGCAACUGAACAACAACGAGCUGACUGCCAUUCCCUCCCUAGGACCCGCUGCUUCCAGUAUCCGCUCCCUCCACCUGCAUCACAACAGGAUCCACAGCAUUGAAGCGAGUCAACUGAAGCCCUACGUUACCCUGGAAACGUUGGACCUGAGUUUCAAUGACAUCACGGAAAUCCGAAACGGCUGCUUUCCGCAGGGACUUCACAUAAAGGAGCUCUACCUGGGGAGCAACAGAAUCAGCACCCUGGAGCCUGGUGCUUUUGAUAGUCUGUCACGGUCCCUGCUAACACUUCGUCUGAGUAAAAACAGGAUCACUCAGCUUCCUGUCAAGGCGUUCAGGCUACCAAGGCUAACGCAACUGGAGCUGAACCGGAAUCGCAUCCGCCUGAUUGAAGGCCUGACGUUCCAGGGACUGGACAGCUUGGAAGUCCUGAAACUCCAGCGCAACAACAUAAGCAAAUUGACUGAUGGGGCUUUCUGGGGUCUAGCCAAGAUGCAAGUUCUCCACCUGGAGUAUAACAGCCUGACAGAAGUAAACAGUGGCUCGCUCUAUGGCCUUUCAUCUCUGCACCAACUUCACCUCAGUAACAACUCCAUAUCCCGCAUCAAUCCCGAUGGCUGGAGCUUCUGUCAGAAACUGCAUGAGCUAAUACUCUCUUAUAACAACCUAACCAGGCUGGAUGAGGGAAGCUUAGCAGACCUCGGGGGGCUGCACAUAUUACGACUGAGCCACAAUUCCAUCAAUCAUAUUGCAGAAGGUGCCUUCAAGGGACUCAAAAACCUACGUGUCCUGGAACUGGACCACAACGACAUCUCAGGCACAAUAGAAGAUACCAAUGGAGCCUUUACAGGCCUAGAAAACCUCAGCAAGCUAACUCUGUUUGGAAACAAGAUCAAGUCGGUGGCCAAGAAAGCGUUCUCAGGGCUGGAGGCCCUGGAGCACCUGAACCUUGGGGAUAACGCCAUCCGCUCAAUCCAAGCAGACGCUUUUGCUAAGAUGAAGAGCCUGCGGCAGCUCCACAUAAACAGCGACAGCUUCCUCUGCGAUUGCCAGCUGAAAUGGUUGCCCCAGUGGUUAGUUGAGAAAGAGCUGCAAUCCUUUGUGGUGGCCACCUGCGCCCAUCCUGAGUCACUGAAAAGCAAGAGUAUUUUUGCCAUCGUGCCAGAAAGUUUUGUAUGUGCUGAUUUCCCCAAGCCACAGAUCAUUCUCCAGCCCGAGACAACAGUCGCUGUCCUUGGGAAGGACAUCCGUUUCACUUGCUCGGCUGCCAGCAGUAGUAGCUCACCCAUGAUGUUUGCAUGGAAGAAAGACAACGAGAUGCUGUACAAUGCUGAGAUCGAGAACUUUGCCCAUGUGCGGGCAAAGGAUGGCGAGGUGAUGGAGUACACCACCAUUCUGCACCUCCGGCAUGUCACCUUCGCCCACGAAGGGCGUUACCAGUGUAUCAUCACCAACCACUUCGGCUCUACCUACUCCAAUAAGGCCCGACUCACUGUUAAUGUGUUGCCCUCAUUUAUCAAAACUCCGCGCAACAUCACCAGACGGACAGGGACAAUGGCGCGGCUGGAGUGUGCAGCUGAAGGACACCCCACCCCACAAAUUGCCUGGCAGAAGGACGGGGGCACAGACUUCCCUGCGGCCCGAGAACGCCGCAUGCAUGUCAUGCCUGACGACAAUGUCUUCUUCAUUACGGAUGUGAAGAUAGAAGACAUGGGUGUCUACAGCUGCACGGCACAGAACUCUGCGGGGUCUGUGCUUGCAAAUGCCACCCUGACUGUACUGGAGACACCAUCUUUGAUUCAUCCACUGGAAGACCAUGUAGUGUCUGUAGGUGAGACUGUGGCUCUUCAGUGCAAAGCCACAGGGAGUCCACCCCCCCGCAUCACCUGGCUGAAGGGUGACCAGCCCCUGAUCGUGACAGAAAGGCAUCACUUUACCUCCGGCAACCAGCUGCUGAUCGUUAGGAACGUUGUCUUGGAGGAUGCUGGGAAAUACACCUGUGAAAUGUCCAACACUGUGGGGACAGAGCGCGCACAUAGCCACGUGAGCAUCUUGCAGUCUCUUGGCUGUAGGAAGGACCGUACCACUGUGGGGAUCAUCACCAUUGCUGUGGUGUGUAGCAUCGUGCUGACUUCUCUGGUCUGGGUCUGCAUCAUCUACCAAACCAGGAAGAAGAGUGAAGAGUACAGCGUCACCAACACAGAUGAGACGAUUGUGCCUCCUGACGUGCCAAGCUACUUGUCUUCACAAGGGACUCUUUCUGACCGGCAGGAAGGGGUCGUCCGAGUAGAGCACCAACAGCCCAACGGGCACAUAGACAGCAACGAUGGUUUGUUUGUUACAGGUAUGUGUCAGACCGAUGCUGGAAAGUGUCCAGAUGUUGAAGCUCCCACUGUAGGUUGUAGACAGCCAAAGCUGUGUAUCGGCUAUAAUAAAGACACUUGGAAAACCGAAGACAUGGCUGAUGGAAUGCUUGUUCCAGAUAAGACAGGCUACGGCCUGCCAGUGGUGUGCACGGACUGCAGCGGCAGCACGGACAGCAUGAACGUCCACAUUUACCCCAGGGAGUCGGAGUGCUACUCUGAGAGCCUUAAGACUGUGGAGAAUGCCCACCCGCCCGCACUGAGCAGCAAGGAGCGAACGAGGAAGAGGGGUGCAGGCACCAGCCUUCUUCCUCCUCAGCCCUGCAACGGGAUUGCCAGCGGCAAGAGGAUGGAAACGGACGGGACCCUCUACCCCAGCAACCACGACAGAAUAAGACCUGCAAGCACGACCAGCCCGCUGCUUGCAGACGAACGCGGCUCUUCACAAGCAGCAGCCAAGCCGUCAGAGCUGAACAACCUUAAUCUGGUGAGAGCUUCACCGGCAGGAGGGUCAUUAAAGCAACUGAAUGUGCUUCCUGAAAUUUCCCCAACACUACUGGAUUUGCAGAGCGAAGAAGUGGUGCAGCAAGCUCUCCUGUCCAACGGCUACGCGCCCAAGCCGUGCGACUCUGUUCACGAGUUGAAGCCACUGAACAGGUCGCUGGACUGAAAGGACAGGCUGCCAUGUGCAAA
Molecule: messenger RNA, 3218 nt
Organism: Egretta garzetta (little egret)
Lineage: Eukaryota; Metazoa; Chordata; Aves; Pelecaniformes; Ardeidae
Gene: LRIG1
Product: leucine rich repeats and immunoglobulin like domains 1
Exons: 19
Coding region: 1-3195 (1064 amino acids)
Molecular function (GO): protein binding
Source: RefSeq, a predicted model, not a curated record